Chiloscyllium plagiosum (whitespotted bambooshark) is the source of this 3922-nucleotide messenger RNA. RefSeq names its product synaptotagmin-14. Gene Ontology annotation, molecular function: phospholipid binding. The record is from RefSeq and is a predicted model, not a curated record. NCBI's taxonomy places the organism in Eukaryota, Metazoa, Chordata, Chondrichthyes, Orectolobiformes, Hemiscylliidae.
GCGAGGUGGCGGGCGCGCGGCCCGCCUGGAAGGUUCCAUGUUUGUGUUGGUGUUUGUCGGUGGCGACGCCGCAGCCUCUCUUCCCUCCGCCUCUUUCAGUUCGAGCGAGCUGCUCCCCGGUGGCGGAGGCAGUGGCAGAGUCGGUCUGGAUGGAUCAUCAGCAUCAUGGCGAUUGAUGGUGGAGAACGUACUUGUGGAGUUCAUGAGCUUAUAUGUAUCCGCAAAGUAUCUCCAGAAGCAGUUGGGUUCCUCUCUGCUGUUGGGGUGAUUGUCAUUCUUAUGAUCCUUCUCUUCCUAUAUAUCAACAAAAGACUGUGCAUUGAGAAUAUAGGAGAGUUUCCGUGCCUUGAUACAGAAUACAGGGCCAAUAAAGAUUUACAAGACAAUACCCAUAACAGCUAUGGUGAUGGAGACCACCAUGGUUCCUCAUCAGACAGUGAAGAUGAGGUGCUUGGCAAAUACCAUGAGGCUUUGUCCAAAACACAGAUCGCCUCUGGUGCAGCAUCAGACAGCAGACACCAUCAGAAAGGGUACUUGUGGGAAUCCAGACUCAAAUAUAGUCCUCUGUCAGCUGAAUAUGAUGGAUACAGCAGUGAGGCAUCUGCAGAUGAAGAACACUGUAUUCAGAGGAUGAGGAGGACACCCCCACUUGAUGAACUUCAACCACCCCCCUAUCAGGAUGACAACGGAUCACCACAUCUCUCCUACACACCAUCAGAACUGGAUGACAAGUGUGAACUCUCUCAUUCCAGUGCAGAUUGCAACAGUCCACGUUGUUCAUACAGUAAGUGCCCUAGCGAGGGAAGUGUAGGCCAUGAGACAGAGAGCUACCAUCACAAAGGAUAUGAGGAAGAUGUUCCCAGCGACAGCACUGCCAUCCUCAGUCCAGAGGACAUGUCAGCAAGAGGAUCGUCUGCACAGCUACCAAAAGCUUACGAUCCAGAGCCUGUGUCAAAGUAUGGCACAUUGGAUGUCACUUUUGAUUUUGACUCACAAGCACAGAAACUUAUGGUAACAGUAACAGCUGUUACAGACAUUCCAACACAUAACCGAACUGGCAACAGUUCAUGGCAAGUACAUCUUGUGCUACUUCCCACAAAGAAACAACGAUCAAAAACAAGUGUCCAGCGGGGACCUUGUCCUGUCUUCACAGAGGCAUUUAGGUUCAAUCGCAUUGAGUCUGAGAUGAUUGGUAAUUAUGCAGUGCGAUUUAGGCUCUACAGUAUACGACGCAUGAAAAAGGAAAGGAUUGUUGGUGAAAAGGUAUUCUAUCUUACCAAGCUAAAUCUACAAGGCAAGAUGUCCAUUCCAAUUGUGCUGGAGCCUUGUGGCAGCCUCACUGGCUGUGACUCCCAGAUGAGCAUGUCUGAGAUGUCCUGCAGUGAAAGCACUUCUUCCUGCCAGUCUCUGGCACAUGGCUCGACACCAGAAAUCCUAGUUGGCCUGCUAUAUAAUGCCACCACUGGCAGACUGUCAGUAGAAGUCAUAAAAGGAAGCCACUUCAAAAACUUGGCAGUGAACAGACCACCUAAUGGACUGUUCUGUUGUCUAAAACACUUGAUAGGUGGGCAGGUUUAUAUAAUCCGAGACACAUAUGUCAAGUUAACACUGCUGAAUUCUAUGGGUCAGGAGAUGUCCAAAUGUAAGACGUCCAUUCGUCGAGGCCAACCAAAUCCUGUGUACAAAGAAACAUUCAUUUUUCAGGUAGCACUAUUUCAACUCUCCGAUGUGACACUCAUACUGUCUGUGUAUAACAAACGGAGCAUGAAACGCAAGGAAAUGAUUGGCUGGAUUUCACUUGGCCUCAACAGCUCAGGCGAGGAAGAGCUGAAUCAUUGGACUGAAAUGAAGGAAUCGAAAGGACAGCAAGUUUGUCGAUGGCAUUCAUUAUUAGAAUCCUAAUGAAUACGUUGUAUAUUGCAGUGGGCUUUGGCUCAGGGUUCAAAACAAUGUCUUUCAGACUUUCUUAACCAAACUAGUGGUUGCAGAAUAUGACAAUUGCCUCAUUUUUGGCUCAGUUCAUGAUAAUGCUGGAAAGUAAUGACUUUAUGGAAAAUGUGAGGGAACACAAUUUCCUGUAUAAUGUGUAUCAUUUACUAUCAGUGCAACACUUAAGGUGAGGCAUAACAGUUUUUAGAGAAUUAGAGAAAAAUUAUAUUGUUUGAAAAGCCCAAACAAUAUGGUCUGUAAUAUUUAAGUCAUUAGUUGAGGAAAUGCAGAAAGAUAGUGAUUAAUAGUCAAAAACCAUAUUAUAAGAAAUUAUUUUGGUGAGGCAUGAGCUUGGCAAUUUUACUGUUAAAGGGUGUGGUAGUGAAUUUCCAAAGUAAGGAAUUCUGUUGUUCACACUGUAUUUGUUGAGCCACCACUGUUGGAAUCUGUUUUUAUAUGUUGAAGUGAGUUGCUCUUUGAUUUCUUGUAGCUGCCUCUUGCAUACUUUGUGAUAGGAAGCUAUUGCAUUCAAAUCAUUACAGCAAACUCCAGUAUCACAAGAAGCAAGCACAAGAACAAUGUCAAAAGCUCCAUGUAAGCCAACUGGCCACAAUUAUUAAUUAUAGUGAAAUUAGGUUUCUCUAUUAUUUAUUUGAUGAAUUUAAACAAUGCAAAGUAACAACUCACCAGAAUAAUUAGGUAUAUGGAGGUGCCUUUAGUACUCACUGGAUUGAAAGCUGAAAGAUUCUUAGCUGUGCCCUAUGGCUGGUGUCUUGAUCAGCCUCUUAACUCACGUCUAUAUAAUAGCAUUAUAUUUGGUCACCAAAGCAUAUAAAUUUCUAUUUGAGUGCAGGAUGGUACAUUACUGAUGGGGAGCAUGAGUAUUAAUUUCUCCAAUAUCUCUGAUCAGUUUGGCAGAUGUGUAAACAGUGUGCACUUUCUGUAUUAAUGAUAUACAGCUUCUUUAUGAUACAUAAGUACUUAUGUCAGCUUUUCCCACAAUGUCUGUUGACUACUGAACUACAGCUACGCCAUUCUGUACAUGAACUGGGAGUAGCAUAGACUGCCAUUACAUGACAUUGGAGGAAACUAACUUUCCCAUCACCAGCAUUAUUAAUUCUAUGAGCACAAAGCAAUUCAUAACACCAUAUUUCAAUGUAUAUAAUUUUAGGCAUGGGAAGGGAGGGUUUGAACUCAGAUUUAGUUAAGAUAUUUCCAAGAAAUUGUUGAUUAGGUACCUUUUUUUAAUAUUAGAAUUGUAGAAAAAUAUCAAAUAAUAUUAGUUUUACUCAGCACAGCUGAAUUUAUUCUUCAAUAAGCUGCAUUAAAAUAUGACUCCGAUUUUUUAUACAGGGUUAAUACAAUUAUCAUAUCUUACAACCGACAUACUUCAAUGUUUCAUACUUCAAUAAGAUAAGCAGUUACUAUCUAACAGCUGUUCUUUUAAAGCACAUUGGAUAGAGCAACAAAGUAACUGCUUAAGAUCUAAGUAAAUAAGUUUUUGUUUUAGUAAACUUCACCAAAAAUGGAGAGAAAUAUUAAAUCAGCACCUACUUUUAGGUAUCUGGCCAAUUAUUGAUUUAUAUUGAUAGCAGAUGCUAGGUAUGUGCAAAUGAUCUGGGGAAAGUAUCCUCAAUUUGUAUUAGUCCUUUCUAAACUAGGAAUGACUGCAAUAUUACAUUGUCAGACAAUGUUAGAAACGGUUUCUAUUAUGGACUUAUAGAGUUCUAAUAGUUUUAGAACAUAGAACUGCACUUAGUAUUUUGGACUUUUAAAAAAAUAUUAAUUAUCCUCACGGUGUAUAAGCUGUUUAGGUUUUAGAUUCGGCCUUUGAAAACAAAACACCUUUUAGUUGAAAGCAAAUCCAGGCACUUUCAGACUGUUGGCCAGUCAAUCUAAACCUAACUGAGUAAAGAUUUGGAGAUAGAACAUAGAACAUAGAAGAAUACAGCGCAGUACAGGCCCUUUGGCCCUCGAUGUUGCGCCGAUCCAA